Molecule: messenger RNA, 1573 nt
Organism: Ricinus communis (castor bean)
Lineage: Eukaryota; Viridiplantae; Streptophyta; Magnoliopsida; Malpighiales; Euphorbiaceae
Product: WAT1-related protein At4g28040
Exons: 7
Coding region: 295-1437 (380 amino acids)
Cellular component (GO): plasma membrane
Molecular function (GO): transmembrane transporter activity
Source: RefSeq, a predicted model, not a curated record
AAAAGGAAGCUGCCAUUUUGCGAUGAGUUGUCUUCCUUUCAGUUUUUAUUAAUAUAUUUUUUUGUACUCCGUCUUUAGUAGAUAACUCAAAAGACCGACCUGGUUCUAUCAUUUCACUUGUCCCUUAAUCUGUCUCCACAUGCUCAAAAUUCACAGACGUGCGCCUCCUUCAUUUCAUAAUUCACAGUAAUGAUUCUGGAACAUAUAUCCUGACUUGCUCAUUCAUUUUCUCCAGGGUGCCAAGUUCUUUUUGCAGCUGUGCAGUGACCUGAACUUGGGGGAAGGCAUUGAGAAAUGGGUAGAUUUUAUGACUGUAAACCAGUGAUAGCAAUGGUCGGAUUGCAAUUCAUUUAUGCAGGAGUUUCUCUCUUCACAAGAGCCGCUCUGGUGCAAGGAAUGAAUACAAGGGUCUUCGUGGUCUACAGACAAGGAAUAGCAACUCUAAUCAUGGCACCUCUUGCUUAUCUUUCAGUCAGGAGAAAACCUCGUAUGUCUUCUCUGGGGCUAAAGUUCUUUGCUUGGAUAUCCCUUGCCUCUCUUAUCGGAAUAACUGCCAACCAAAAUGCUUAUUUUGAGGGCCUCUUCUUAACCUCUUCAACUGCAACAACUGCAAUGACUAAUCUGAUUCCGGCUAUCACCUUCGUAAUGGCGGCCAUUUUUGGAAUGGAGAAAGUGAAUAUCCGAAACUUGAGAAGUAUUGCUAAGAUUAUUGGCACGGUCAUCUGCGUAACUGGAGCCAUUUCUAUGGCAUUACUCAAAGGCCCUAAGCUAUUAAACUCAAAAUUGUUACCUCCAAUGUCUACCUUAAGCUCUGAAGGUGACAAUUGGUUGUUGGGAUGCAUAUUUCUCUUUGGAUCCAGCUGUUUCUGGUCGUUUUGGAUGAUUUUGCAGGUCCCAAUUUCAGAAAGUUGUCCUGACCACUUAUAUUCAUCUGCCUGGAUGGGUUUCUUGGCUACAAUAGAAUCAGCAAUCAUUGCUCUUUCUUUAGAAAAAAAUGGUGCAGCUUGGAAGUUGAAUUCAUAUCUUGAAAUGGGUUGUUGUUUAUAUGCGGGAGUUGGACUGGCUGUAUCCUUCUUUCUUCAAGCAUGGUGCAUUUCUCAAAGAGGUCCUCUCUUCUCUGCAAUGUUCAAUCCUUUAUGCACUGUUAUAACAGCCAUUAUUGCUGCUAUAUUUCUGCAUGAGGAAACAUAUCUUGGGAGUUUGAUUGGUGCCUUAGCUGUGAUAAUUGGUCUAUAUGUUGUGCUGUGGGGUAAAGCCAAAGACCUUGAAGAAGUUAACAAGGGUACACACUUGAAGCUACAAAAUGAUGGUUCAGGAAUUGUACAAGUGAUAGUAGAUGAUGAAUCUUUUGAGAAGAAGAACUGUAGAGCUGAUUUAGAAGAGCCAUUUAUUUCUCACAAAUCUGCUAAUAUUGAUGAAAAUAGUGUCUUUCCUUGAAUCCUAGACUCUGCUAAUUAUGCACAUCAGCACCCAUUUAAGUCCUGGAACAGAUAGUUUAAGCUUCAAUUUUUAUGAUAGCUUUGUGCUCCCAAGGAUUUUGAGAAGGAAUAAAGAAGAGUUAAAUUGAAAGCUA